This is a messenger RNA of Manihot esculenta (cassava), 1877 nucleotides long. Its product is annotated as pathogenesis-related protein R major form. Lineage: Eukaryota; Viridiplantae; Streptophyta; Magnoliopsida; Malpighiales; Euphorbiaceae. Bases 142 to 1383 code for a protein of 413 amino acids. Gene Ontology annotation, biological process: defense response. The transcript has 2 exons. Gene Ontology annotation, cellular component: extracellular region. The record is from RefSeq and is a predicted model, not a curated record.
UAUUAUUUUCAAAGUAAACUCAGAAGUCAGGAGUCUUGCUAGAAAAUGGAACGCGUAGAAGAAGUAAAACCCAUUUUACACGACAAAGUCAUUUAUCAAAACCUUAACCAUUUCUAACCACAGAAAAAUUUGCUAGCUGAAAUGAUGAAUCUCAUCAUUCUCAUUUCUCUUACCCUCUUUUCUACCACAAUCCAUGCAGCCACUUUUGAAGUAGUGAACCGAUGUAGCUACACAGUUUGGGCUGCAGCUAUACCUGGUGGUGGAAAACGUCUGGACUCGGGCCAAAUAUGGACAAUAAACGUACCAUCAGGCACCACCACGGGUCGAAUAUGGGGUCGAACUAAUUGCAGUUUUGAUGGCAAUGGACUCGGCAAAUGUGAGACUGGCGAUUGUAACAAGACCCUACAAUGCCAAGGCUUCGGUUCUGCUCCAAAUACUCUGGCUGAAUACGCACUCAAUCAGAUCGACGACUUGGACCUUCUUGACAUAUCUCUUGUUGAUGGGUUUAACAUCCCAAUGGACUUCAGUCCGAGCACCUACGGAUGUAGGGGAAUUCGAUGUGCCGCUGACAUUAAUGGACAGUGCCCAGAUGAGUGGCGAUCCCCUGGGGGUUGCAACAAUGCUUGUACUAUAUAUAAGACUAGUAAAUAUUGUAAUGCCAACUAUUUCACCAAGUUCUUCAAGGAGUUGUGCCCUGAUGCUUAUAGUUAUCCUCAGGAUGACGAAUCCAGCUUGUUUACUGCUCCUGGUGGAACCAAUUACAGGGUUACAUUCUCCACUUUUGAAGUAGUGAACCGAUGUAGCUACACAGUUUGGGCUGCAGCUAUACCUGGUGGUGGAAAACGUCUGGACUCGGGCCAGAGAUGGACAUUAAACGUACCAUCAGGCACCACCUCGGGUCGAAUAUGGGGUCGAACUAAUUGCAUUUUUGAUGGCAAUGGAUUCGGCAAAUGUGAGACUGGCGAUUGUAACAAGACCCUACAAUGCCAAGACUUCGGUUCUCCGCCAAAUACGCUGGCUGAAUACGCACUCAAUCAGUUCGACGACUUGGACUUUCUUGACAUAUCUCUUGUUGAUGGGUUUAACAUCCCAAUGGACUUCAGUCCCACCACCUACGGAUGUCGGGGAAUUCGAUGUGCCGCUGACAUUAAUGGACAGUGCCCAGAUGAGUUGCAGGUUGCCGGGGGUUGCAACAAUCCUUGCACUGUAUUUAAAACCAAUGAAUAUUGUUGCACUGAUAGGUCGGGGAGCUGUGGUCCAACCAAUUUCUCCAAGUUUUUGAAGGAUAGAUGCCCUGAUGCUUAUAGUUAUCCGUUGGAUGAUGAAUCCAGCACGUUUACUGCUCCUGGUGGAACCAAUUACAGGGUUACAUUUUGUCCAUGAAUUCCUACUCUCUCUUUUAUUUAUAAUGAUUUGGGAUUAUUAGAUUUUUUUGUCAUUCUAUCAAAAUAAGGAAGCUAUCUCUUAAGGUCGAUAUCAAGCGUAGCAGUAAAUAGUAACCCUCAAUCACUCCUCUCUCACACGGCUGUUGAUUGUCGGUGGCUUUUGGUUCUCUUCUCCCCUUCGAUGCGGUUGAAAGAAAGGCUUCACAACUCUGUCUUACUUGGCUGGAUUUAUAAUUCUUUUUUAGAUUUGAUGGUUGGAUCGAUUUGAGAUUACAAGUGGUUAUGGUUCUCUGAGAUGGAGCUGUUAUUCCCAAGUUUGGUCCCUGAUAGCUGAAGCUGCUCAGAUGGCACGGUAGAGAAGCUCCAUAAUCUUCUUACUUGGUUACAGUUUUGGGGGUUCUGCAUAUAGGCCUGGGCUGAUUUAUAUAUUUGGACUUAGUAUGUUUCAAGCCUUCUUCUGACUUUUAAUGGGCUUCAGCCCAAUUAUCUUUC